UGUCGCCAUGAGCACGUCCACAUCAGCCGCACUUGGAUGGUUAAUAUUCCUCCCUGUGGUCCUGAUGCAGCAGGACACUCAGACAGCCAACUGGUCGGCCCAAAUCGAACUGGAGCUUCAGGAGCAGCCGGACAAGUUGGCCUAUUGCCGGGCCCUCCAGCAAAAGAAUCUGCAAAUAGUGCUCCAAAACACUGGAUGUGCCUCUAUUCUGAACGACCAGCUCGCCGUGACAGGCGAACUGCUACUCGAGACUCAAAAGCGCUGCUGGUCCGGAUGGGUGCUCUCUGGAAGGCGAUGCCGCAAGAUAGCCUGAAUGUGGAGUCUUUAAGGAUAACCAAAUCCUCGAAAGUUUAGGCAAACGAAAAUAAAGAACACAAUGGCAAAUUGCACCCAGAUCCCAGAUUUUUGAGUUGAUUUCAGGCUCUCCACUGCCAUAAAACCCAAGCAUCCAUCAUAUAUUCGUGCUAACCCUAAUCAAGGAAUGGUUCGUUAUGUGUAUAGACGUCAUGUUGGCUUGUCAGGUCGCCUUUGGGCAAAUAACAACAAUGGCCGACGGAUGAAGCUGAAAGAGCGUUGUGAGCCAUUUUUGUUUAUCAACCUUCCGUAUGGAAAAAAGUGUCCAAAGAAGUCAAUCAACUUCCGCUUAGCCGUUGCCUUUUUUUGGCCCGUUUGGCCAGUUAGUCCAAGGAUUCCUUCCUUUAGUGUCUCGCAUGGUUGCCAUCGCCACUAAAACGCCAAAAUACCGAGUGUCAAUCUAAAAACCAGUAACGGAAUGUUGGCGCCCAUGAACACUGGUGUUAUGAGUGGUUUCGUUGUUCAAGUGUGAAAAGCUGAGA
Molecule: messenger RNA, 836 nt
Organism: Drosophila subpulchrella
Lineage: Eukaryota; Metazoa; Arthropoda; Insecta; Diptera; Drosophilidae
Exons: 1
Coding region: 8-313 (101 amino acids)
Source: RefSeq, a predicted model, not a curated record